This is a messenger RNA of Mauremys reevesii (Reeves's turtle), 1205 nucleotides long. Its product is annotated as immunoglobulin superfamily member 1-like. The record is from RefSeq and is a predicted model, not a curated record. The transcript is spliced from 10 exons. Lineage: Eukaryota; Metazoa; Chordata; Testudines; Geoemydidae. Bases 109 to 1146 code for a protein of 345 amino acids.
GCAGCCCCCGGCGCAGUUCCUCAUUCCCCUCGCACUCGGGCCUCAGGCUCGGUGGAGCUGGGCACGGGGUGCUGGCGGCAGCGCUGAGGGGCCCCCCACUGCCCCAUCAUGGCAUCUGCUCUCACCGUCCUCCUCCUCGGCUGCUGGCUGGCCGGGCACAGCGGGGUGUGGGGACAGCCCAGCUACCCCAAACCCAGCAUCUCUGGGAUCCCCAGCGAGGGGGUUUCCUUGGAGAAAUCCGUGAGCAUCUGGUGUAAGGGGCAGCACCAGGCCGUGCAGUUCAUGCUGUAUAAAGAUGGACGCCAUGUCCAAAGUGUGGAUUCGGACUCACAGGCUCUGUUUCUCAUCAACAUCGUGAGCCGGGAGCAAGGCGGGAACUACAACUGCUCCUAUCACAGCAGAUCGGAGCCGUUCAAGAUGUCAGACUCCAGCGACCCCGUGGAGCUGGUGGUGAGAGAUCCCAACUUACCCAGACCCAACAUCUCUCUGAGCCCCACCGGGGUCACCACCCCAGGGGCAGACGUCACCAUCCGGUGUCAGGGGCAGCGCCGGGACGUGAGGUUCUUCCUGCACAAGGCUGGAGACCUGAACCCGCAGCAACACAUGGACCCUGCUGGGGCCGGGGCCGAGUUCCGCAUCCCCAGCGUGGGCCGGCAGCACGGAGGGAACUACAGCUGCAGCUACCGGAACUGGUCAGAGCCCUUCGUCUCCUCGCAGCCCAGCGACACCGUGCAGCUGGUGGUAGCAGGGGAAACCAACCCGUCCCAGCCUGGAGAGGCCCCGGCUCCCACCCGUCCAGGCGUCAUGGGACCAGGGGGAACCAACCCGUCCCAGCCAGGAGAGGCACCGGCUCCCACCCAUCCGGGCGUCACGGGACCAGGAAAAGGAGCCGCACCGAGACCGAGCAGCACCAGCCCUAUGGGGGCAUUAAAGGCACCAGCUCAGCAAGACUCCACCUACACCUCCAUCGAUGAAGGGAAACAGCCGCAGACCCUGCCCCAGGAGCCCGACCCCGAUGGACUCACCUACGCCGAGCUGAACCACCAGCCACUGCAGGCCAAGAGGGGGGGCCCGGCCCCAGCCCCCCAGCCCGCCCAGCCUGGUGUUUAUGCUGCGAUCAACGUGAGCCGGGGGGCCCCACAGUGAGAGCCCCCCGCAGCCAUGGGGCGCCGGCCCCCAGGGAGUGACAGACAGGGCCGGCUCGA